AUGGAGAAAGCGGUGAUAACUGCCUUCGUGAACACUGUCAUGCCGCCGCUGUUUAAGGUGCUGUCAGGCAGUUGUAAGAUGGUCAUGAACGUGAUCGAUGAUAGCGACUCAAUGAGACGUAAACUAGUUCUGCUCGCAGCUUCCAUGGACGACGACCUCCGGCGGACGAAGAACCCCACGGCCGCCGCCAAGGUGUUCGGCGACCAGCUGCGCGAGCUGACGCACGACAUGGAGGACUGCAUUGAGCGCUUCCUCCACCGCGUGUCCUGCGCCGAGGGAGCGUCGCGGGCGCGCCGGCUGGGGCGCUUCCUGCUCACCAUCUGCACACGCUACCGGUUCGGGGACAAGAUCAAGGCGCUUAACAGGCGCCUCGAGGAGCUGACCAAUGAACGCCUGUGCCAGUUCGUCUACGACAAGCCCCCGCCGCCGCCGCCACUGGCGCCGGCGGCGGCACAACAACGCGAACAUGUUCAACUCAACCCCGUGGGCGUCGAGGGAGCCAAGGGGGACAUCCUCGCGAUGCUGGAGGAAAGUCCGGAGGAGCUGAGGGUUAUCGCCAUCGUGGGUUUUGGCGGCUCCGGCAAGACGACCCUCGCUAAGGCAGUGUUCCGCUCAACUGAUGAUGAUAGAAUCCGGGUGUUUCGUUCCUGCCGUGCAUGGGUUGAUCGAGCCAAGGAGAAAAAUGCGGGGGAGAUUUUCAGAUCAUUACUCCAGCAAUUUGGCUAUCGGGGUCAGGGAUUAUUGGUCGAUGACGAGCAAUAUCUCCAAGCCCAGCUCAUGGACUACCUCAGGGGUAGAAGAUACUUGAUUGUUAUUGAUGACAUUGGGAAUGGGCAAUGGAAUUCUAUAAAAUCAGCUUUCGAAGAAAAUAGUAGAAACAACGGAAGCAGGAUAAUAGUUACCACAACCAUUAAGUCGGAAGCGAAUACCUGCUGUGGCAAUGGCAAAGGUUUCAUAUACCAAAUGCAAAAUCUUGAAGAUCAAUACUGCAAGACAAUAGCUCUUGGGGAGGCACCUUCACCUGAGUUGCAGAUGGGCUCGGAAGAACUACUUAAGAAAUGUGAUGGCCAUCCACUUUCCCUUGUUUGUGUGGCCAAUUAUUUGGGAGGUUUAAAUGAGCCUACUGGGCAGCGCUGUCGCGAAUUGUGUCGCUACCUAGGUUCAAAAAUACAUGACAAUGGUAACUUUGAAAGACUCAAAGGCGUGAUCAUGGAUAAUUACACAAGUCUUUCAAACCACGUUGUCAGGGCCUGCUUGCUAUAUUUGAGCAUAUUUCCAAACGAUGUUCCGCUCGAGAAGAAAGUGAUAAUCAGGCGUUGGAUAGCUGAAGGAUUCGCAAGGAGCGAAGAUGUGGACAUUGAUGACCAGACUAUUGCACGUUGGAAUUUUGAGACGUUUGUAGACUGGGACAUCUUUCAUCCUAUCAUUGACACAAGCAAUAAUGGCGAUGUCAAGAUGUGCAAGACUCGCAGUAUCGUGCACGAGUAUAUGUUGUACAAGGCGUCGAGACUUGAGAGGUUCAUCAUGUCCUUUCCUGACUGGCGAAGGAAAGUUCGUCAUCUCUGUAUCGAUCAUAGGACACCUCACAAGCGCAGAACUACAACAGAUAUGGAUUUGUCAUGCGUCCGGUCUUUGACGAUCUUCGGGACGGCAGGUGACACCAUUUGCGAGUUUCACAGGUACAAGGUUUUGAGAGUCCUGGAUCUCGAAGAAUGCAAUGAUGUCAAGAACAAGCACCUGAAAAAUAUACACAAGUUAUGGAAUCUGUGUGAAACCAUGUGUGGUUAUAGUUCUUUUGUGAUGGGAAAUUGA
This is a messenger RNA of Oryza sativa Japonica Group (Japanese rice), 1812 nucleotides long. The record is from RefSeq and is a predicted model, not a curated record. Lineage: Eukaryota; Viridiplantae; Streptophyta; Magnoliopsida; Poales; Poaceae.